Messenger RNA from Salvelinus sp. IW2-2015, 1649 nucleotides. RefSeq names its product galactosylceramide sulfotransferase. Gene Ontology annotation, cellular component: membrane. Gene Ontology annotation, molecular function: galactosylceramide sulfotransferase activity. The record is from RefSeq and is a predicted model, not a curated record. NCBI's taxonomy places the organism in Eukaryota, Metazoa, Chordata, Actinopteri, Salmoniformes, Salmonidae. Gene Ontology annotation, biological process: galactosylceramide biosynthetic process; myelination.
UUUUCCGAGUUCCCACCAUAAAUCCAGAGAAUGUCAGACUUCGAGGACAAAUUUGCUCAAAAUGGACCACCGUGCCACCUUCCUGUUUAAGUGAGCAAGGUUGGCUUGACGUUGCAGGAAUGCUUGGUUUUGGUGUGAGGAAAAGACUGUGCAAGUCAAUAGCAAGAAGACUGGCUGUAGGAGUUCUAUUGACCAGUUUCAUGGUGGUAUUGCACUGCUUAUCUACCCCAGCAGUCCAACAAGUCAAUCAACAAAAGGUUACAGUGGCUCUGUCGUGUUCUCACCACUUGUCUCAAAUAUGGGUCCACAAUUUGACCAACUACUCUCAAAGCAGAACAAGUCUGUCAGGGGAGUGUGUGCCCAAGGUGGACAUCAUGUUCAUGAAGACCCACAAGACUGCCAGCAGCACAUUACUCAACAUCAUCUUCCGCUUCGGUGAGAAGCACGGUUUAAAGUUUGCCUUUCCUAAAGGUCGCAAUGACUUCUUCUACCCAUCCCCUUUCCUUUGCUCCCAGGUCAAAGACUACCAGCCUGGGGUAUGUUUCAACAUCUUAUGUAACCACAUGCGCUUUAAUGGGCAUGAGGUGGCAAAGCUCCUCCCAGCAGACGCUCCCUAUUUCACCAUCCUACGAGACCCGGCGGAGUUGUUUGAGUCAUCCUUCCAUUAUUACAGCCGAGCGAUUCCCCUCACCUGGGGGAUCCACGGAGAUAGCAAACUGGCUGAGUUUCUGCGUGAACCCAUGAACUACUACACCCCAGGGAGCUACAACUCAUUCUACCUCAAGAACCUGCUCUUCUUUGACUUUGGAUUUGAUAACAACUUAGAGCCGGACCACCCUCUGGUGGAGAGGGGUAUUCAGACCUUGUCCCAACGCUUCCAGCUGGUCCUGAUGGCGGAGCAUUUUGAGGAGUCUCUCAUCCUGCUGAAAGAUACACUCUGCUGGACGAUGGAAGAUAUGCUGUUCUUCAAGCUCAAUGCCCGCAAGGACUCAUCUGUGUCACGACUGACCCCUGAGCUAAAGGCCAAGGCCCGGGAGUGGAACGGGGCCGACUGGAGGCUCUACCAGCACUUUAACGCCACAUUCUGGGCCAAGGUGGAGGCAUACGGGUGGACACGGAUGGAGCAGGAAGUGAAGGAGCUGAGGAGGAGGAAUGCAGAAAUGGCUGCCAUGUGCAUUGAGGGUGGGGGAGCAGUGGAGGCUGGGCUGAUUCGGGACACAGAUCUGCUUCCCUGGCAGCCAGUUGGAGAGAACUUCAUCCUGGGUUACAAUUUAAGGAAAAACAUUGACCCCAAAUACAGGGAACUCUGUCGGAAAAUGCUCACACCUGAAAUACAGUACCUAUCAGAGCUAGGGGUCAACUUGUGGCUCACAAGAUUAUGGGGUUGGUUAAAGGAUACUAUAUUCUAGCUACAAACUAAUUUAUGGGAACAAUUUGGAUUAAUCCUUAAGAAUAUAAGCUAGAGCUGUGAGGGGGGGGGGGUCUGCUACUAGUAUUAUAUAUGGAAUCGUUUUUUUAUGAUCAUACCAAGGAUCAUUUAGCUCUUUGAUUUUAAAUUGUAGAAGCCCUUUGGCCUUAUUGCUAUUAGCCCAUAGCAACACAUUGAAUGACAGAUUCAUACAUGGAAAAACAGAUAGUUAAAAAUAAAU